GGAAGAUGGGGCGUUACAAAUAUUCAGGAAAUUAUUGUUGCUUGUUUUCCACGUUACUUGUAUCACCUGGAGUGUACUGUAUGCUUUGUAUGCGCGGGUCUUUACGGUAUGACUGUUUUGUUUUCUUAAACGCCCCAGUAUAAAUACUAGACCGCAGCAUAUCGCACUAAGGGUCGUUUGUCAACAUUCUCCUCGUAGGGGGCCCGCCCGUGAUCCUGAUAACAUAAUACUAGGGGUCCUUAAGGAGUGAUUCAUGGGGGUCCUUCAGACACACCAAUGAAGAAAAAACCCAGAACUAUUCUGCGUCCCAAACGCAGCAGGCUGGUCAGUGCCAGCAAUGAAUACCCUACAGAAACAGGCACUGUGCUGGACUCCAGCAGCGCCCUACCAAAUUCUGAAACUGUCCCAGAGUCAGCUUCACCUGUGAAGCACCUGACUAUGUCACAGCACAGUCAGAAUCUCCUCAAGUUCUUGAAUGAGGACCGGACCCGGCAGAAGUUCUGCGAUGUGUCUGUGUCUGUGGGCGGAAAGCUCUACAAUGCCCACAAGGUGGUGUUGGCCCAUGGGAGCAGCUACUUCCAUGCUGAGUUGUCCAGAAAUCCUGCUACAACACACGUGACUCUUGACCAUGUGGAGGAGUGUGUUUUCCAGCACCUGCUUGGCUUUUUGUACACUGCUAAGUGUGUUGUUGCAGUGUCAGACCUCCAGGCUCUAACUGAAGCAGCCCGGUUCCUGGACAUGAUGGAUAUAUUAAAGCUGCUGUGUGAAGAAGGCCCCGUCCACCCUGUGCGUGUAUUACAGGCCCAGGGUGAGGUAAGGGGGCCUCCUGAGGUGGAAAUGACCUCCAGUGGCUCAACACCAGGUGAAACAGACAUCCAGAGCCCAUGGGAUGUUCAGAGCCCCCUGUGCAGUCGCCAGUUUAGCACUGAGGACUCCCUGCAGAGCCACGUGUCCGAGAGUCACAUCAAUGUACAGCAAGAAACGUCAACUGAGAAAGAGGAGAUGGCAGGUCAGAGAAGUUCGGUCACACGAAGAUCAGCUCGCAGGAGGAAAGCACCCACCAAGUAUCACAGAGACAAUGUGCAGUGCACCAUCAGUACUCCUGAAGAAAAACAAAGGACUGGAUCACCAAAACAGCAGGAUGAAGACAGAGAGGUCAUUGUGGAAAACCAAAUGCCCAAACUGAAUUUGCAUGAGGCAUCUAAACCAGCUGAGGGGGAUGACGCAGGGGAGGAGGAGGAGGUGGAAGAGGGAGAAGAUAUGAAUGAAAAUGUGGCUGUUCAAACGAAAAAUGCCAAAGUUUGUGUAGCAGACAAGAGUGUGGAUCAGCAGGGUCCAGAUGGGGAAAGGACAGAGCAGCAGGCAGUCCGAGAGGUGGAAGUGCAUGUGCCGGCAGCAGGAAGCUCCAACCAGAGUGCAGUAUACCCUGCUGGUCUGGCUCCAGUAAUCAUCCAGACCUCUAGCAAGAAGACUCUCAAGUGCCCCAAAUGUGACAAAACCUUUGACCGUGCAGGGAAGUAUGAAAGUCACACCAGAGUGCACACGGGAGAGAAACCAUUCCAGUGUGACAUUUGUCUUCAGCGUUACUCCACCAAGUCUAACCUGACUGCACAUAAGAAGAAGCACACCAGCGACGCUCCCUUUCAGAAGAAGGAGCACAGAUGCUCCCUCUGCAGCAAACUCCAUGCCAGUAAGAAAACCCUGGCCAAACAUGUCAGGAGGUUUCAUCCAGAGCACAUCCAAGAGUGUCUUACGAAGAGGAAGAGGAAGAGUGAAGGCUGGAAAUGUGCUAUUUGUCUGAAGACCUUCACUCGCAGGCCUCAUCUGCAGGAGCACAUGAUCUUGCACACCCAAGACCGGCCUUUCAAAUGCACCUUCUGUGACGAAUAUUUUAAGUCAAGGUUUGCCAGGCUGAAGCACCAAGAAAAGUACCACUUAGGUCCUUUUCCCUGUGAGAUCUGUGGCCGACAGUUUAACGACACAGGCAACAGAAAGAGGCACAUCGAGUGCACUCAUGGAGGAAAAAGAAAGUGGACCUGCUUUGUAUGUGGGAAAUCAGUAAGGGAAAGGACAACACUGAGGGAGCACUUGAGAAUCCACAGUGGGGAGAAGCCUCACCUCUGUAGCAUCUGUGGCCAAAGUUUCCGUCAUGGCAGCUCCUACAGACUCCACCUCAGAGUCCACCAUGAUGAUAAACGCUACGAGUGUGAUGAAUGUGGGAAGACCUUCAUCCGCCAUGAUCACCUGACCAAACAUCAGAAAAUACACUCUGAUGAGAAAGCACACCAGUGUGAAGAAUGUGGAAAGUGCUUCAGGCGCCAUGAUCAUCUGACAGUCCACUACAAAAGUGUUCAUCUAGGAGAGAAAGUCUGGCAGAAGUAUAAAACCGCUGUGCAUCAGUGUGAGGUUUGCAAAAAAGAAUUUAAAGGAAAGUCCAGUCUAGAAAUGCACUUCAGGACUCACUCAGGUGAGAAACCCCACAGAUGUCCUGAGUGCCAUCAGACAUUUCGGAUCAAGAAGACCUUGACAAAGCACAUGGUGAUUCAUUCAGAUGCUCGUCCUUUUAACUGUCCUCACUGCAGCGCCACCUUUAAAAGAAAAGACAAGCUCAAGUACCACGUUGACCAUGUGCACAGCGCCCGGUUUACUGAGCAGCCCCUCAGCACACUCAGCGAGGACAAAAUAGUCUCCGUUCCUUUUGAGGACACCUCAAAGACAUACCAUGUCGAACCUAAGUCAGCCCUCCAGAGAACCUCCCCUUCCACCAGUGUCUGCGUGCCUGUCAAUUUAGUUCCUGUCCAGAUGGCAGGAGGAGCUCAGGGGGACUUGAACACUCACGGGGCUUCAUCUCUCUCCUCCCGGCCUCACAGUGUUUCAAGCAUGCAGGCUCAAGGACAGCAGCAGAACUCCAGCUACCAGCCUGCUACAGAUCUGGCGUUCUUAGAGAAGUACACCCUCACCCCCCAGCCUGCUAACAUCGUCCACCCUGUGAGGCCUGACCAGAUGCUGGACACCCGAGAGCAGUCCUAUAUAGGCACACUGCUGGGACUGGAUUCAGCUUCCUCUGUGCAGAACAUUUCCGGCUCUGAUCAAAUACACUGAUGCUACUCAGCCAAAACGUUGGCCAUUAAAGGCACAGCUCCACAAACUUACCCAGACAUUUAAAUCAGAAGAGCAGAAGCUACGGUGUUCACCACAACAACAGACUCAAGAUGGGACAAUUUUUUUCAUGUAAAAUGAUUUUAGACCAAAACUACACAGUUUUGACCCUGGUGCAGCAUAUGAUGAUGUUCAGUCUGUCCUCCCAGGAAAGUUUUUUUUUGCUUUUAUAAUUGGUUUAAUCAAUUAGUAGAAACAUGAAUUACUGUUUUGAUAAACUAAUAGAUCAUUCAUCCAUCAUUUGGUCUGAAUUAAUUAGUUUACCAAAUAUCUCUACUGAUAAUAAAAAAAACAUUAACAUUAAGCUUGUAAAACUGAGGAUACUUAAACUAAGAGGCCUUAACAUAUGUUACAACCUGUCAGUCAGAUGUGUUGGGUUAUAAUAGGUUGUAAUAGGUUAGGACAUGGUUUAUCACUCAUGCUACAUACAUACUGUAUUAGCCCAGUGACUAAGUAUUUAGAAGUUGAUGUACUUAUGAAUGUUGGCUAGUACCUAAUUUUAAAUAGACAUUAAAAUGUGAUUUUAACAAAUGAAACUUUUUUAGUAACUCACGAGUGGAAAAACAAAAAAAGCAGUAAAGUGGAAUGUAAACAAAGUAAUAAACUACUGGUUGACUCUUAGGGUGAUUCUGCUGGUGGAUUUAUCUGUUUGGCAGCAGUUGCAGACAUCUAA
This is a messenger RNA of Monopterus albus (swamp eel), 3832 nucleotides long. It is a transcript of the gene zbtb41, whose product is annotated as zinc finger and BTB domain containing 41. Lineage: Eukaryota; Metazoa; Chordata; Actinopteri; Synbranchiformes; Synbranchidae. Gene Ontology annotation, molecular function: protein binding. The record is from RefSeq and is a predicted model, not a curated record. Bases 277 to 3102 code for a protein of 941 amino acids. The transcript is spliced from 11 exons.